Messenger RNA from Gasterosteus aculeatus aculeatus (three-spined stickleback), 1801 nucleotides. RefSeq names its product uridine-cytidine kinase 2a (gene uck2a). The record is from RefSeq and is a predicted model, not a curated record. Gene Ontology annotation, molecular function: kinase activity; ATP binding. NCBI's taxonomy places the organism in Eukaryota, Metazoa, Chordata, Actinopteri, Perciformes, Gasterosteidae.
GAGGAGCGCGCGAGCAUCUCCCGCACCCGGGUGAGAGUGUUUUUAGAGGGCCGCGGCGUGUCGCAGAUGAAGCAUGGCAGGAGACAGCGAGACAAAGCAAGGUGACCAAGCCGCAAACGAGAGCGUCGAUCGGCAGCCGUUCCUCAUCGGCGUGGCCGGAGGGACAGCCAGCGGGAAGUCGUCGGUGUGCAGCAAGAUCAUGGAGCUGCUCGGCCAGAACGAGAUCGACCACCACCAGCGGCAGGUGGCCAUCCUCAGCCAAGACAGCUUCUACCGGGUCCUCACCCCGGAGCAGAAGGCCAUGGCCCUCAAGGGCCAGUUCAACUUUGACCACCCAGAUGCCUUUGACUGCGACCUUAUGAUCGCGACUUUGUGGGACCUCAAGGAGGGAAAAACCGUACACAUCCCGGUUUAUGACUUUGUUUCUCAUUCCAGGAAGGAAGAGACGGUGACCGUGUACCCUGCUGACGUGGUGCUGUUCGAGGGCAUCCUGAUGUUCUAUUCUCAGGAGAUCCGAGACCUCUUCCAAAUGAAGCUGUUCGUGGACACCGACGCGGAUACGCGUCUGUCUCGAAGAGUGCUGCGUGAUAUAAGUGAUCGUGGACGGGACCUGGAAGGCGUUUUAGCACAGUACAUUACUUUUGUGAAGCCUGCGUUUGAGGAGUUCUGUCUGCCAACAAAGAAAUAUGCUGACGUGAUCAUACCGAGAGGAGUUGACAAUCUCGUUGCCAUUAAUCUUAUAGUUCAGCACAUCCAGGAUAUUCUGAACGGCGGUUUGACGAAGCGGCUGAACGGAUGGGUGAAUGUCUACGCGACGACGAAGAAGCAGCCGAACAUGGAGCCCAGCAGCCGGCCCCACUGAGCGCAGCGCUGUGGUUCACAAGGCAGGACUGAUUUCCAGGGACACUCGAGGCCUCUUCUUGCUGUGAUUCUGUUUGGACACAAGAAAUGAAAUGAUCCCUUCAUGGCGUUUAAAGCCGUCUUCAGUUAGGUUUUUCUCUUCGGUUUGUGUACUGCAUGGGAGGAGGGGUGUGGAGGGAUGCAAAGGGGCGAACUUGCAAUUCAGUUCAAUAUUGCUGCUGGGCUUCCCCGCAGCACUGACGCUGUUACGGUGUCUAAAUAGGACUUCAGAACACUGGAUGGCCUUUAAGCAUGCAAUGAAUGCAUUCAGGCGACGUGCUGUUUAAAGGCAGGGCCUCACCGUGGGUGGAAGGUGCACCGUGUGACCUCUUUAGCAAUGCAACCGGUCAUGUCUGUUUUUUCUUUUCUUUACGAGAUCUGUGUAUUUCGGACGUUUGUCAAAUUAUUUGUCAAUUUAAACAACCGAUUCCCACCUCAAACCAUCUGAUGUAUGAAAUCACCAAAGAGCCGUUUUCUCGACCGUCUUUGCGGACAGAUUUAUUUUCCUUUCAAUGUGAUACUGACGUUACCGUAACUCAUUUUAUAAGAUGUUGUUAUGAAAUAACCACAUGGUAUUAUUUUUCUUUUUGAUUUUCUUGAACUGGAAUAUUUUGUCAUGAUAAAGUUCUCAGGUACUCUGUUUGCUUUGUCUGAGUUUGGGGGUCGUGCAUUUUUGGUGUUCCGCCUCACUGCUGACCACGCAGCCGGUUAGCUGCAAGGAAGCGGUUUUGAUUCAUGUAUUAUGUUAAUAAUGGGUUAGUGUUUGAUAUAACAAUGCAUUUGCAGUAUUGUAAAAGUUCAGUACAAGUAAAAACGGCCUAUGCAAUAUUAUAUAUUUAAUCAUAUUUUCAUUUCACUAUGUGUUGGCCAACAUGAAUGCAUAUAAAUAUCAUGGUUUCUU